Molecule: messenger RNA, 2703 nt
Organism: Megalops cyprinoides (Indo-Pacific tarpon)
Lineage: Eukaryota; Metazoa; Chordata; Actinopteri; Elopiformes; Megalopidae
Product: electron transfer flavoprotein-ubiquinone oxidoreductase, mitochondrial-like
Exons: 13
Coding region: 321-2174 (617 amino acids)
Biological process (GO): electron transport chain
Cellular component (GO): mitochondrial inner membrane
Molecular function (GO): iron-sulfur cluster binding; electron-transferring-flavoprotein dehydrogenase activity
Source: RefSeq, a predicted model, not a curated record
UGAACGAUUGGACUCAAGAUGAGAAUUAAGUAAACAGAUCUGGAGUCGGUAGUUUGAGAAAGAAGUGCAAGUGGGGUUGGAAGGAAACUGCUCAGUUCUCGGUGCCGUCAGGUGGACAGAUUGUUGUUAGAGAACGUAAGGUAGUCUAUUUUGGUUAUUAGAGCAUUUUGGGAACUGUAACAGUUAGCUAACGUUAGCUGGCGUCAGUCUAUGCUCAAGUGCAAUAUUAGUUACAGAGGAAUCCAAACACCAGAGACGCGUAUUUACAGAGUUACUGUAUAACACUACGACUCUGUCCAGCAAGAGGUAGUGGUUCUCACAUGAUGUUUCCAGCCGGCAGGAUUUCGCUGCAAACUCGGCAGUGUGCGCGGGUGUUGAAGACCCUGCGAGGUGACUGCCUCCCGGCACAGAGACUGUCGUCCACUUCGGCCCCGGUGCCGCGUAUCACAACACACUACACAGUCUACCCGAGGGAAAAAGACCCACGAUGGGAAGGGGUGGAGAUGGAGCGUUUUGCAGACGAGGCCGAUGUAGUGAUUGUGGGAGGGGGCCCGGCGGGCCUGUCGGCUGCGAUUCGGCUGAAGCAGCUGGCUAACGAGCGGGGUGCAGAGCUGCGUGUGUGCGUGGUGGAGAAGGCCUCACAGAUCGGAGCCCACACCCUCUCCGGGGCCUGUCUGGAGCCCAGCGCCCUCACUGAGCUCUUUCCCGACUGGAAGGAACGAGGAGCCCCUCUGAAUACGCCUGUGACAGAAGACAAGUUUGGAAUUUUAACAGAAAAAUAUAAAAUCCCUGUUCCAAUAAUUCCUGGGCUUCCAAUGAACAACCAUGGUAACUACAUUGUCCGCCUGGGCCAUUUCGUACGGUGGCUGGGGGAGCAGGCUGAGGAGCUUGGGGUAGAACUGUACCCUGGGUAUGCUGCUGCCGAGGUACUGUUUCAUGAGGAUGGAAGUGUGAAAGGAAUCGCUACAAAUGAUGUAGGGAUUUCCAAAGACGGUUCACCUAAGGAUGUGUUUGAAAGGGGCAUGGAGCUUCAUGCAAAAGUUACAGUAUUUGGGGAAGGCUGCCAUGGGCACUUGGCCAAACAGCUAUACAAACAGUUCAACCUGAGGGAGAAGUGCCAGCCUCAGACCUACGCCAUUGGACUAAAAGAGGUGUGGAUCAUUGAUGAGAAGAAGUGGAGACCUGGCAGAGUUGAGCACACAGUUGGCUGGCCACUGGACAGGAACACAUACGGAGGAUCUUUCCUGUACCAUCUGAAUGAAGGGGAGCCACUAGUGGCCUUAGGUUUUGUAGUUGGUUUGGAUUAUCAGAACCCUUACCUUAGUCCCUUCAGAGAGUUUCAGAGGUGGAAACAUCACCCUUCUGUUGCUCCAACUCUGGAGGGAGGAUCCCGCAUCGCAUACGGGGCAAGGGCACUCAACGAGGGCGGAUUCCAGUCCUUGCCCAAGCUCACGUUUCCUGGAGGACUGCUGAUAGGAUGCAGCCCUGGAUUCAUGAACGUCCCCAAGAUCAAAGGCACCCACACGGCCAUGAAGAGUGGCAUGCUGGCUGCAGAGGCCAUCUUCCAGAAGAUAACAGAUGAAAACCUGCAGUCUGAGACAGCAGGAAUCCAUGUGCCUGAGUAUGAAGAGACCUUGAAAAAGUCCUGGAUUUGGAAAGAGCUGUAUGCUGUGAGGAACAUCCGGCCUUCAUUCCACAAUUAUUUUGGCCUUUACGGAGGAAUGAUAUACACGGGGAUAUUUUACUGGAUCUUCAGAGGCAAAGAGCCAUGGACAUUGAAACAUGCUGGGGCAGACUCUGCUCAGCUGAAACCAGCAAAGGAUUGCACCCCAAUCGAGUACCCCAAACCGGAUGGCAAGCUCAGCUUUGACCUUCUGUCCUCCGUUGCACUUAGUGGGACAAACCAUGAACAUGACCAGCCCCCACACCUCACUCUCAAGGACGAUAGCGUACCUGUUGCCCAAAACCUGGCUAUCUAUGAUGGGCCAGAACAGCGUUUCUGUCCUGCAGGUGUGUAUGAGUUUGUUCCUCUGGAGUCUGGAGAUGGCAUGAGGCUGCAAAUUAACGCACAGAACUGUGUUCACUGCAAGACCUGUGACAUCAAAGAUCCCAGUCAGAACAUUAACUGGGUGGUGCCAGAAGGAAGUGGGGGACCCGCCUACAACGGCAUGUGAUCUUUUGAAGACCGCGCACUGGGCUGCCACUACGAUGGUUAGGGCUGCCCUAACCAUGUGGUAUGUUGCUUUUCUCACUCCAUUGAUCUAGACAACCUGUCACACGCAAAAGCAGUGUGAAAGAGAAAAGCAAUACGCCCACACUUUGGACAAAUCUAACCUUAUCAUGUGCCUAGUUUCUGAACAGAAAGUUAUCAUUUUAACAGUAUGGGCAGGAUGAGCGGAAUCUGAGUUUCUAAGUUGAAUGUUGAAUCAACUUAGACAAGUUAUGUUCGCAGAAAAUUGGACGGAACUGUAUGUGGAUUGGGCGUGGGGGGUAAGAUGUGAAAUGGUAACUGAUGUGAAUGAUCUGCUUGUUUUUAGCUCGCUUCUACUGACUAACUACCAGACACCUGCAGAUAUUGUAAUAUGUAAAUGAUUUUAUGAACUAUUGAAGGUACUGUUCUCAGCACAUAAGCUCUAUUGUAUACAUACACAAUAGUGCUUAUGUCGCAUUCAAAGCAUUGGUUUCAGUAGAGCUACAUAAUGU